AUGAAGAGGAACCCAGAGACCUUUAGUCGGGCAUACUUCAAGACCACAUCAACAUGUGAGGAUGCACUGAACAACUUCUCAGAGUCAUACAACAGUGCAAUUGAGAAGGCCCGUGCCUUACCUUUGGUUGAGAUGCUUGAGACCAUUAGAAGACAAGCAAUGCUCAGGAUAGACGUAAGGAAGAAAGAGUCACUGAAGCAUAAAGGAAAGUUCAGUCUUAAAGUUGGUAAGGUCAUUGCUAUUGAAGAGCUUCACAGAAAAUAUUGUAGGAUCUAUCCUGGACCAACGGGACAGUUUGAAGUUAAAGAGAAGUCAGUCUCAUAUAAAGUUAACAUGAAGUCACACACAUGUGCUUGUAGAAGGUGGGACUUAUCAGGGAUACCAUGCCGCCAUGCCUUGCGUGUUGUUCAGGAUAAGAAGACAUACAUGACAGAAGAUUUGAUCUCACAUUGGUAUCUGACAUCUACAAGGCAGGCUCAGUACUCAGAUAACAUUAAACCAAUGAACGGUAUGAAGUUUUGGAACGCAAGUGGUGAAGAAACUAUUGAACCACCAGCAAGAGAUAAAUCAAAGCGCCGGAAGAAGAACCAUGCUAAGCGUAUGAAGAGUGUUCAUGAGUCUCCAAUGAAGGGUAAGAAAGUGACCCAACACUCAAGGACAAUGCAUUGCUCUCGAUGUGGGUUGGCUGGUCACAAUUCUCUAGGAUGUUCUAAUGGUGGAGUUCCACUUAAGCCUCGCCCACCUAAGAAGAAAGCAAAAACACAACAAAUGGUUGAUUCAGUUUCACUUGAUGUUGGAGAGGGACCAAGUCAACCAUCUCUGUCUUCUGUUACUUUUGAUUGA
Molecule: messenger RNA, 843 nt
Organism: Brassica rapa (field mustard)
Lineage: Eukaryota; Viridiplantae; Streptophyta; Magnoliopsida; Brassicales; Brassicaceae
Molecular function (GO): zinc ion binding
Source: RefSeq, a predicted model, not a curated record